Olea europaea var. sylvestris is the source of this 791-nucleotide messenger RNA. Its product is annotated as nucleoside diphosphate kinase 1-like. Gene Ontology annotation, molecular function: nucleoside diphosphate kinase activity. Bases 149 to 595 code for a protein of 148 amino acids. The transcript is spliced from 4 exons. The record is from RefSeq and is a predicted model, not a curated record. Lineage: Eukaryota; Viridiplantae; Streptophyta; Magnoliopsida; Lamiales; Oleaceae. Gene Ontology annotation, biological process: UTP biosynthetic process; CTP biosynthetic process; GTP biosynthetic process.
UUCUAACAUUGGGCCUGGCUUUUAGGGUUUCUGCAUUUAUUCUUAGACCGCCACACAGAGAGAGAGAGAGCGCGCGCGCUUUAUACUGUUCUUCAAAUCUUGGAACCAAUUGCCCUCAGUCGUGUCAACAAAGAACAAAUCUACUAAAAUGGAGCAAACUUUCAUCAUGAUUAAGCCUGAUGGUGUUCAUAGAGGCCUGGUUGGUGAAAUCAUUGGCAGGUUUGAGAAGAAAGGCUUCACUUUGAAAGGUUUAAAGCUCAUCACUGUGGAUCGCCAUUUUGCUGAGCAGCAUUAUGCUGACUUGUCUGCAAAGCCUUUCUUUAAUGGGCUUGUUGAGUAUAUCAUCUCUGGCCCAGUUACGGCUAUGGUUUGGGAGGGUAAGAAUGUGGUGACUACUGGCAGGAAGAUUAUUGGAGCCACCAACCCAGCUGACUCUGCUCCUGGAACUAUCCGUGGUGAUUAUGCCAUUGACAUUGGCAGGAAUGUCAUCCACGGAAGUGAUUCAGUCGAGAGUGCAAAGAAAGAGAUUGCUCUUUGGUUCCCAGAAGGAAUUGCAGAAUGGAGGAGCAGUGUUCAUCAAUGGAUCUACGAGUGAAAUUUCUUCCUUCAGUUGGAUCCAUGAUUAUAUGUGCGGGUAGUUUUCUAUGGCUAUUUCUAGCAUCAAAUUACAAAUUUUGACUUCAAAUUGAGUUACUUGAACUUUGUUCUAUGAAGUCCUUUGCCAUUAUGAAACAGUUUUGAGCGUUUUUGUUUGAAUAUGAUGAUUUGCUAUUGUGUUUCAGGUUUUUGCA